Molecule: messenger RNA, 711 nt
Organism: Melozone crissalis (California towhee)
Lineage: Eukaryota; Metazoa; Chordata; Aves; Passeriformes; Passerellidae
Gene: HOPX
Product: HOP homeobox
Exons: 3
Coding region: 129-350 (73 amino acids)
Biological process (GO): regulation of transcription by RNA polymerase II; cell differentiation
Cellular component (GO): nucleus
Molecular function (GO): DNA binding
Source: RefSeq, a predicted model, not a curated record
UGUAAACAGGAAUCGUUCCCAUGGGAGUGACACUGGCUAUAAAUACAGCACCAGGGGAGUGCUGAGCAGCCUGCAGCUUCCUGCCAGCUGAGGAUGUGCCUGGCCCCAUAGCCCUGCCCCAGGAGGAGAUGGCCAUGGAAAAGCCAGUGAUUCCCACUGAGGAGCAGCUGGAGAUCCUGGAACACCACUUCUGCAAGGUGAAUAAGCAUCCUGACCCCACCACACUGUGCCUCAUCGCUGCUGAGACCGGGCUCUCCGAGGAGCAGACUCUGAAAUGGUUCAAGCAGCGCCUGGCGGAGUGGAGGAAGUCUGAAGGGCUGCCCUCAGAAAGCGGCUCUGUCAGGGACUAGAGGAUGCUGCUGCAAUCCCCUUGCCUCUUAUAAAGGAUGGUGAAGCUCUUCAGUGGGUUUCCUUGGGGUUCUUCUGUUGCAAUAGGUUUUGUGAUACAAAGUAAUACUCUGCUAUUUAACAUAAAUCUUAUUUAACAUGUACAUAACCAGAAAAAACCCACUAUAUAGAAAUAUAUAUAUAUACACACAUGUGUGUGUAUACAGCUUUUGAUGGCUGAUAACCUAUCUUGUGAUUUCAAGUCAUUAACAGCAGCUGCACAAGAAAAGGCAAUUUCAUGCCCUUGUUCCAGGCUUGCAGAAAUUUUGCCAUGAUAUAUGUUCAAAUAUAGAAGGAAGAAAUAAAGAUUCCUUUUCCUUACAA